AACACUGUGACUUGUGACUGAUUUAUGACUAUGAUUGCAGAAGAAAAUAAUAGAAAAUGAAUGACUUUUGGGGUUGGAAGGAAAAUCAAUGGUAAAGGCAGCAGGCAUGGCAUGACAAAAAAGUCUCAAUUUCUCAAACAAAGUUUUGAAAGGAAAAGGACAUUCACAACUCACUUCACAAACUGCGAUCAAGUGAAGCAGCCAUUUCCACUCCCUUCCAUAUCACAUUCACUUUUUGACAAGCUAGAUGAGUUAAUUAAGGCUUUGCCUGGGAACAAUAAUGGAAGGGAUGAAGCUUAAAAGGUGGCUCGUGAGUGUUUUGUUCCUCAUUGUUGCCACAGUGAGCAAUGCAGCAGGUGCAUUUGUGGGGGUAAACAUUGGCACUGAUGUUACUGAUCUUCCAUCUGCUUCAAACGUGGUUGCUAUUCUAAAAGCACAUCAAAUUACACACGUGCGUCUGUACAAUGCCAAUGAGCACAUGCUACGAGCCCUUUCAAACACUGGCAUUGAAGUGAUUGUUGGUGUCACAGAUGAAGAGAUAUUAGGCAUUGGAGAAUCUGCAUCAGUUGCUGCAGCAUGGAUUAGUAAGAAUGUGGCGGCAUACAUGCCAUCCACUAACAUCACAGCAAUAUCAGUAGGCAGUGAGGUUCUCACCUCAGUCCCAAAUGUUGCACCUGUUCUGGUUCCUGCCAUGAACCAUCUUCACACAGCACUUGUUGCUUCAAACCUUAACUUUCGCAUUAAGGUUUCAACGCCGCUGUCCAUGGAUAUAAUUUCUAGGCCUUUUCCUCCUUCUACAGCCACCUUUAACUCCUCAUGGAACUCCACAAUCUACCAACUCCUUCAGUUUUUGAAGAACACAAAUUCCUCUUACAUGUUAAAUGCGUACCCUUAUUAUGGAUACACUAAAGGAGAUGGCAUUUUCCCAAUUGAAUAUGCUCUAUUCAGUCCCCUCUCUCCAGUGAAGCAAAUUGUUGACCCGAACACACUAUUCCAUUACAACAGCAUGUUUGAGGCUAUGGUGGAUGCUACCUAUUAUGCCAUAGAAGCCUUCAAUUUCAAUAAUAUACCUAUUGUUGUCACGGAAACUGGUUGGCCAAGUUUUGGUGGAGCAAAUGAACCAGAUGCAAGUACAAAGAAUGCUGAGACCUACAAUAACAAUUUAAUCAUGAGAGUACUCAAUGGUUCAGGUCCCCCUAGCCAACCAAAGAUAGCCAUUAAUACCUACUUAUAUGAAUUAUUCAAUGAGGACAAGAGGAAAGGUCCUAUAUCAGAAAGGAAUUGGGGUGUUUUUUAUGCUAAUGGAAGUAGUGUUUAUUCCCUGAGUUUUAGUGCUGCCAACAUGAGUAAUGCAAAUUCUCUAGGAUCAUUUUGUGUGGCUAAAGAUGAUGCAGACACUGAUAAAUUGCAAGCUGGCUUGAGCUGGGCUUGUGGACAAGGCCAAGCUAACUGUGUAGCUAUUCAACCAGGGAGACCUUGCUAUUCCCCCAAUAACGUGAAGAGUCAUGCCUCUUAUGCUUAUAAUGAUUAUUUUCAAAAAAUGCAUAAUGCUGGUGGAACAUGUGACUUUGAUGGUACAGCUACAAAAACUACUGAGGAUCCCAGUUACGGGUCCUGUAUAUACGCGGGAAGUGCUAACGCAAGCAUUGGUGGAAGGAGUUCAUCUUCUACAGCACUUGGACUUGGACCUGUAAGUCCAAUUGGUGCUAGUUUGAACUUGCAAGUGUCCCCCCUUCAGUAUUUGACAUCGUUUAUUAGUGUAAUUUUAGCUCUGGUGUUGUCUUGACCAAAAAGGUCACACGGUUUUAAAUUGCAAUUUCAUCGAUUGUUUUUCUGGUCUAUACUUUUUGUUCACAGCUCUAUGUGCCAUCUUUUAUGGUCUAUUUGGGGUCAUUGUAGCUUAUAUUCUCUAGGUAGGUAGAUAGUUGGAGAAAUUUAAUUCUUUAGAUGAAGAAGACAAACCAUUGUCAUUUUGUUCACAUACCAAUGUAGUCAAUUUAUGAGUAGUGAGUAAUGUCAUUUCUACAUGACUUUCUCCA
This is a messenger RNA of Glycine soja, 2039 nucleotides long. Its product is annotated as glucan endo-1,3-beta-glucosidase 4-like. Lineage: Eukaryota; Viridiplantae; Streptophyta; Magnoliopsida; Fabales; Fabaceae. Bases 281 to 1786 code for a protein of 501 amino acids. The transcript is spliced from 5 exons. The record is from RefSeq and is a predicted model, not a curated record. Gene Ontology annotation, biological process: carbohydrate metabolic process. Gene Ontology annotation, molecular function: hydrolase activity, hydrolyzing O-glycosyl compounds. Gene Ontology annotation, cellular component: plasma membrane.